Messenger RNA from Arachis ipaensis, 738 nucleotides. RefSeq names its product pathogenesis-related protein 1-like. The record is from RefSeq and is a predicted model, not a curated record. NCBI's taxonomy places the organism in Eukaryota, Viridiplantae, Streptophyta, Magnoliopsida, Fabales, Fabaceae.
AAUUCGAACACUCUUUUGCAAUGAUCACAUAACCAAAAAAAAGAAAAAAAGGAGAGAGAAUGAGAAAGUUGCCGAUUCUGGCAGUGCUAACAACAAGUGUUGUAAGCAUACUUCCAUUAUGUUUGUUGGCUCAAAACUCUCCACAAGACUAUCUUAAAGUUCACAAUAUUGCACGUACAAGAGUUGGGGUUAAACCUCUAGUGUGGGAUUCUGAGUUAGAAUCACAUGCUAACAAGUUUUUGAGUAACCACAUUGAAGAUUGUAUGCGGGUGGAUUAUAUCGACCCUAGUCCGUUUGCGCGGAACAUGCUUAUUAGUGGUUCGACAGAAAACCUUACAGGAGUAGAUGCUGUGGCAUGGUGGGUGGCACAGAAACAAAAUUAUGACUACGAAUCCAACUCUUGCAUAGAUGGUACUCUUCAAUGUCUUACCUAUACUCAGGUGGUUUCUAAGGCAUCUAUUUAUUUAGGGUGUGCUAGAGACGAGUGUAACAAUAAUGGAGGCACCAUUGUUAUUUGUUACUAUGACCCCCCGGGUAACGAUGAUGGUCAACGCCCCUAUUGAUGAUUAAUUAGUAUUUACCAAAUAAUAAUCCAAGUUAAACGCAGCUACAUACAUAUCCCUUAAUUACUAAAUAAGUUUGUUGCACUAUGUAAUAUGGUUCUUGGUAUUGCAGUUUUUUAUGGUUUUUUUUUUUGUUUUGCAACUAUAUAUGGUUGUGUAUGUUUAAUUUGUCAAA